AUGGAAGAGCUGGUAAAAUCACUCAAACAGUAUCUAGAGAGCUCCAGCAUGGGGGAGUACUCUGCUCGCCUGGAUAUUCUAAUGGCAUUUCAUUGUCACCUUCUCAACACAGAGUCUUCAGAGAAACGAGAUAAACUGCUGCAUCUGCUGUGGAACAUUCACCUGUUUUACUCACAGUUUCAAGAUGUCAUCAGCUCACAGAUUGCACAUCUGCGAGCUCCCAUUGAAAAAGAAUUGAAGGGUUUUGUCAAAAUUGCCCGUUGGAGUGAGAUGAACUACUGGGCACUGAAAGAUUCUACAGAGAAAACCCAUAGGACUGUUCACAAACACACGCGAGCUUUCCAGGCUAUCCUUAACCAACCAGUGAAAGGCUUGCUGGGAGAAAGGCCUUCUGACUUUUUGCUGACCUCUGAGGUGGAGGGGUCAGGGAAUAGCUACAGUGACCGUGUAAUCCACAAACUUUUCCCAAUUGACCCAGCUGUCGCUGGUGGACACCUUUUUAAGACAGCUGCCUACUUGUACCCUGCAGCAGAAGCUUGCCCCUUGAGCCAACGUGCAUCCAAACAUUGGCAUUCCAUAUUGCAAACCUCAGCCAUUUUUCAGGAUGUUUCCACUCUUGAUGAUCUGACAGGUGAUUUGAUAGAUCAGAUUCAGGAACUACAGAAGCUAACUGUUUCACAGAGCUUAAACAAAGAGAAGCAGAAAGCAGAGGCACGGCACAUCAACUUACGGAAGCGCAAGGCACUCGCUGAUCUUUUCAAAGAGUUGGAAGACUUAGGUUUAUCCUAUAGAAAGGGACUGAAUAAAGAAAAGACCAGCUUUGUGGAUGAUGCUUUGAUGUUACCACCGUUGGAUCCUUUAGCUUCUCUGGAUAAGAGUGACCCACUUGUCUGCCUAUGGGAGGGAUGCAACUCAUACUUCACACGUUGUCUGUCUCGCAUGGCACGAUUCAUGACAGCUUUGCAGUCUUCUCCUUCAAAGGAACUAGGGCCAGGUAACUUAGAGCGCUGUCGUGGAUUCAUUGAACACCUAACAGAUAUCUACCUGAGACAGCGUGUGGAACUGACAGAUACUGUUAACCAAUUUAUUAUUCUGAAGAAGCUGCUGAAAUUAGUGACUUUGCUGCAGCUUUCUAACAAUUGGCUGCCUCCCCAGACAUCUGCCAAAAAAUGGCUGGAAGAGGCAAAAGGGCAGGCCAUCAGCCUUGUUCAGGGUCUAAUGCAGGUUUCCCUGCUGUUGCAAGCCUGUCCAGCAGCAAAUGACCCACAUCUGCAUGGUCCGAUGUCUCCUUUCUUGACCAGCCAGUUGUCAGCAGCUGCCCACAUGCAGUCAGGGGACACGCUCUGGACAUACUGUGUUGACAGAAUAAAGACCUUCCUGUUAACAGCAAAAGCAGAGCACACCAAGCUUAUGGUCAUCUCUGACAACCUCAUGGUCACAAGCACUGACUUUGAUACCAUCUCAAAUAGUAUUGAGGAGCUUGCAUCAAUUGGACGAGGGUUGGGGGAAAUAAAAGACAUUCUUGGUUGUCAGAAUGAGAACAGCAUUUGUGAGAAAGAAAACUGUUUGACCUCAACCAUCACAUUCAUGUCAUUUGCCUUACUUCGGAUGGAGAGCAACUUCCAGGUCUGGAAAUCAGCCAUGAGGGAAAAUCUUACCUGUGGAGCAAGCACUGUACAGCAGAAACCUAGACGACAUCAUCACAUAUGAUCUUUCUGACAACGUGACUUUUCCCUCUUCAUAUGGAGCUCUUUCUUCGGGGUCUGCUGGUGCAGAUGUUGCUGCUUUUGCAUCAAAGAUGGAAAGUCUUGUGGAAGCUGUGCUGUUGUCGAAUUCAGAAGCUUGUAAAAGUGCCAGAAAGAAAAGUUAAGCAAAGACAAAAGAGACAGCUCUCUACAAGAAGCUGAAUCAAAAGUCAGCAGUGAUAACGUUGAAAGUGAAGCAGAUGAUGACAAAGAGAGUUUAAAAGAAAACCACCUGAUAGAGUUGACCAGUAAGCUGCAGCACUACAUUAUCUGUCUUCAGUGUCCACAGGUGAACAGGCUUAUUCAGGAACUGCACAGUUUUCUGGAGAGAACAUCAGAAAAUGUGCCUGUGGUGGACAAUGACCUACAGUGAACACAGCAUCUGUCUGUAUGAAGUUGCUGACUCGCUGCAGCCCAUUGCUUGGCAUCUACAGCAACAUGGUUGGGGUGCAUGUGGCAGAGGCUCUGUGCCUUCAUCGCACCAUGGGCAAAAUGUU
Molecule: messenger RNA, 2242 nt
Organism: Pomacea canaliculata
Lineage: Eukaryota; Metazoa; Mollusca; Gastropoda; Architaenioglossa; Ampullariidae
Product: midasin-like
Exons: 16
Coding region: 1-1710 (569 amino acids)
Biological process (GO): rRNA processing; ribosomal large subunit assembly
Cellular component (GO): preribosome, large subunit precursor
Source: RefSeq, a predicted model, not a curated record